Messenger RNA from Daphnia pulex (common water flea), 998 nucleotides. Its product is annotated as ras-related protein Rab-33B-like. Gene Ontology annotation, cellular component: Golgi apparatus; endosome. The transcript is spliced from 6 exons. Gene Ontology annotation, biological process: Rab protein signal transduction. The record is from RefSeq and is a predicted model, not a curated record. The coding region runs from base 110 to 841 and encodes 243 amino acids. Gene Ontology annotation, molecular function: GTP binding; GTPase activity. NCBI's taxonomy places the organism in Eukaryota, Metazoa, Arthropoda, Branchiopoda, Diplostraca, Daphniidae.
GUUUUAUUAGUAACACCUGUGAUUAUGUUAGCAGACGAAAAAAAAAACACGUCAUUAUUUAUGUUGCUAUUGUGAACAAAAAUUUCUGUUUAUAUAUUGCAGCAUAAACAUGAUGGAAGAAGGGAACCAAGGAAACACAAGCAUUCCAGCCAGUUCAUUCACAGCAUCACCACAGAAAAGAGUUUUCAAAAUUAUUGUAGUAGGAAACUCUGCAGUUGGGAAAACAUGUUUAACUUACAGAUUUUGUGAAGGACGAUUUCCAGGGAGAACAGAAGCAACCAUAGGAGUGGAUUUCAGGGAGAAGGUGCUCACUGUUGAUGGAGAACAAUUGAAAUUGCAGCUAUGGGACACAGCUGGGCAAGAAAGAUUUCGACGAUCAAUGGUACAUCACUACUACAGGAAUGUGAAUGCUGUAGUUUUUGUUUAUGAUGUAACCAAUGCAAAUUCAUUUGAGUCUUUAUCAUUAUGGAUUGAGGAGUGCAAUGAUCAUCAACUAACUACAAAAAUUCCAAGAAUUCUUGUUGGAAAUAAAUGUGAUUGCAGAGAGACGCAAGUAGUUAACACUAACAGAGCUCAGAUGUUUGCCGACAUGCACAAUAUGCCCCUUUUCGAAACUUCCGCAAAAGACGAUAGCCAAGCGAACCAUGUCGAAUCCAUUUUUAUGACAUUGGCUCACAAAUUAAAAAAUUCUAGACCAAUGAUGCCAGUUCACAUGUCCCAGUGGCAAAAGGACAAUGACGCAGACAAUAUCCCUUUCGGCGAAGAAAUCUCAAAUGUUCGUUUACGAACUGGUUUGAUUUGUCAACCAACGACAAGCAACGAUUCUUGUUUCGGUUGUUGACUAAUUGACUUAAAAAUUUGCCGACCAAUAUUUUUGAAAUCGAGCAAUGAUUUCCCUUCAUGUGAUAAAAUACAAUAUAUAUAAUAGGCUAUCUAAAUUGUGAAGUAAAUGUUGUACUAAACGCUCAUAAAAUACACGAUAACAUUCAAUGUUUGAA